Molecule: messenger RNA, 369 nt
Organism: Fraxinus pennsylvanica
Lineage: Eukaryota; Viridiplantae; Streptophyta; Magnoliopsida; Lamiales; Oleaceae
Source: the annotation of a GenBank genome assembly
AUGUUUACGUCUUCCGCGAUUGGGAAAAGAAAAUCAAUUGGAACUGGUAGCCUUCAUGAUAAUUGUAAAAGAAGGAAGUCGGGUGCAUCUCCAUUGAAGGAUGAGAUUAAGCUUAUCCUAAAUUCAAUGUCUUCGAUUGCUGCAUUGUAUUCUGCAUCAUCUGGAUCUUCCAUUGAAGAGUGCAUGGCAAUGGUACACAGUAUGGAAGGAAUAGCAAAGGGAAGUCCAUUUUAUUGUUAUGUGUGCAACUUUCUUUGUAACAGAGAUGCACGUACGGUCUUUGUUUUGGUUAAAGAUGCAACAGUACGAUUGAAAUGGCUUGUGUAUAAUUAUGAAAUUUGGCGUUCAAAAAAUCCUGGGAUGCCAUGA